Molecule: messenger RNA, 313 nt
Organism: Staurois parvus
Lineage: Eukaryota; Metazoa; Chordata; Amphibia; Anura; Ranidae
Source: the annotation of a GenBank genome assembly
GACAUCAUAUGACGUCCUCCCACUCUUAACUGCACAUAGGAGACUUCUACACUGAUCAUCAGGGCACUAAUGAUUAGUGUAGCCCCAUCAGUGCCACCUGUCAUUGCUCAUCAAUGCCACAUACCAGUGCCCUUCAGUGCACAUCAAUGCCACAUAUCAGUACCCAUCAGAGCUGCCUUUCAGUGCCGCCUGUCAAUGCUGCCUAACAGUUCCAAUCAGUGCCGCCUAUCAGUGCCAUAUAUGAGUACUUCCUUUCAGUGCCCAUCAGUCAUGCCUGUCAAUGCCCACAAAUGAUGCCUGGCAAUGCCCAUCA